AUGGUUUGCAAUGGUUGUAAUUUAGGCAGGGUUACUGUCAUCGGUGCUGGUGUGAUUGGGUUGACUACAGCGCUCUUGCUUCAGCAAAGGGGUUACGAGGUAACGAUAAUAGCGGAUCAUUUUCCUGGCGAUAAGGACAUCCAAUAUACGUCGCCUGUAGCAGGCGCUCGAUGGAGAACACUGGCACCAAACUCUGAUUUACGUUUGCAGCGAUACGACCGUGUUUCAUUCAAUUUCUUUUGGCAACUGGCUAAAACGCAUGCGGCUGAAGCAGGUAUCAUGGUGGUAUCUGCUUACGAUUACUAUCAAGAUAGCAGUCAAGAUGUGGUGAAUCCAUGGUGGAAAUCAUUGGUACCUACUUUCCAGAAAAUAGACGAAAAAGAAUUGCCUGAUCACAUUUCGGCUGGUUACCAUUACACCACAGUGUUGAUCAACCCUUUGGUAUAUCUUCCUUGGCUCUUGAAACAAUAUCUUGCUAUGGGCGGCAAACACAAGAGGCAAAAAAUUGACCGGAUUUCAGAUGUUAUAUCUGAUGAGGUGGACAUUGUAGUCAAUUGUACGGGUGUCAGGGCAAAGGAUUUAGCAGGAGUGAUGGAUGCAGCCAUAAUGCCCACACGUGGUCAAAAUGUCAUCAUCAAAGCACCACAUAUAAGAAGGACUAUCUCCAUGUUGAAGCGCGAUAGUUAUACGUAUGUGAUACCUCGUUGCGAUGGCACUGUUGUAUUAGGCACAACCAAGGACACUAAUUCCACUGAUCCAAAUAUUGACCCACACACGACAAACGAUAUCCUUCAGAGAGCAAUUGAAUGUUGUCCAGAUCUGAGCCUACUACAUAAAGGAGUCAAUGAUCUGGAUGUCGUUGAAAACGUCGUAGGAAUAAGACCUGUCAGACAAGGUGGCCCACGAGUACAAAAUGAACAUUAUAAGCUACAAUCAGGCAAAGAGGUGCUGAUCACACACAAUUAUGGCCAUGGCGGUUCAGGAUAUCAAUCAAGCUGGGGCACAGCUCAAGAAGCUGUUCGCCUCAUUCAUCAGGGCCAUAAUGCAUUGAGAAACGAAUCAAAGCAGAUGCGAAAAUUGCUUUCUCGAUUGUGA
This is a messenger RNA of Mucor velutinosus, 1095 nucleotides long. It is a transcript of the gene DIB1, whose product is annotated as U4/U6-U5 snRNP complex subunit dib1. The transcript is spliced from 7 exons. NCBI's taxonomy places the organism in Eukaryota, Fungi, Mucoromycota, Mucoromycetes, Mucorales, Mucoraceae. The record is from RefSeq and is a predicted model, not a curated record. Gene Ontology annotation, biological process: D-amino acid catabolic process. Gene Ontology annotation, cellular component: cytoplasm. Gene Ontology annotation, molecular function: D-amino-acid oxidase activity; FAD binding. The coding region runs from base 1 to 1095 and encodes 364 amino acids.